Molecule: messenger RNA, 1014 nt
Organism: Thalassophryne amazonica
Lineage: Eukaryota; Metazoa; Chordata; Actinopteri; Batrachoidiformes; Batrachoididae
Product: doublesex- and mab-3-related transcription factor B1-like
Exons: 4
Coding region: 1-810 (269 amino acids)
Biological process (GO): regulation of transcription by RNA polymerase II; sex differentiation
Cellular component (GO): nucleus
Molecular function (GO): RNA polymerase II cis-regulatory region sequence-specific DNA binding; DNA-binding transcription factor activity, RNA polymerase II-specific
Source: RefSeq, a predicted model, not a curated record
AUGGCCUUAUCCAAAGAACCCAACCUGACGGUGUCCGACGAACCACGGCGGCCCAAAUGUACGCGGUGCCGCCACCACGGCCUCCUGGUGCCGCAGAAGGGCCACGCCAAGCGGUGCCCGUUCCUGCGCUGCUCUUGCUGGAGGUGCCACCUGGUGGCGGAGCGCACUCGGCUGGCGGCCCUGAGGAGAGACAUGAGGAGGGAGGAGGAGCGUCCGUCUGGGGGCAGCGCCGUCAUUCCGGCUCCUCCGCUGACUCCCGGGACGUGUGGCGCCGCGACGCCGCCGGGAGGCGCUCGUCCGCCGCCUCCGGCCUCGCGGGUACGCCCCGCUGCGGGAUGGACGUCCGGCGGUGAUACCGACGGUCCGCUGGACCUCCGGACCAAAGCCGCAGAGGCACCGGGCGGCUCGGAGCUGCUGCCCAGCGGCCCUACGACGGAACCUUCAGCUUUUAAUCCUGGUUCCUUUGGUGAGAGGUGGCAGAGUGGGCUGCUGUCCACCGUAAGCGUUCCCUUUGGGGGAUCAGCUCAUUAUGGCAGCAGCUUCCCUUCACAUGCAAACCCUUUGUCCAACGUGUCAUAUUUUCCUCUCAUUCCACCUCCUGAUGGCUUCUCUGACAAUGGUCACCACCGAGGCCUCAUGUUAUCCUGUGUUCUGCCGGAUGUUGUGCUUUAUCCGCCUCCACCUGGGCCUAGACAUCCUGCUGACUACAGAUGGCUGUUCGUCAGCUUUCAUCCCAGCGUGCUGCCUGAGUUCUUCCAGCAGCGACUGUGGCCUCCUCUCUCUGAACAAGAUGGAAACGUGCAGCACUGAAACGUGGCGUCGUAGACGUGUGGCACUAAAACACAGCGAAUGGUCAAACCGGGUCCAGUUGGAGUUCCAGGAAAGCUGCAGAGCAGCAGAUGAUCCUGCAGGAAGCAGUUUUGUUUUGUUCACAAUAUUUCCAAAACAGUUUGCAUGAAGGGUUUUUCUCUCUUUCCCACCAAUGUUAAGUUACAGUGGUAAAUAAAAGUUCAU